Molecule: messenger RNA, 436 nt
Organism: Eufriesea mexicana
Lineage: Eukaryota; Metazoa; Arthropoda; Insecta; Hymenoptera; Apidae
Product: peptidyl-prolyl cis-trans isomerase-like 1
Exons: 4
Coding region: 11-436 (141 amino acids)
Biological process (GO): protein peptidyl-prolyl isomerization; protein folding
Cellular component (GO): catalytic step 2 spliceosome
Molecular function (GO): peptidyl-prolyl cis-trans isomerase activity
Source: RefSeq, a predicted model, not a curated record
UGAGGAGAAUAUGGCGCUUGCAAAUAUAUCUGGUAUUCCUGACAAACAUUGGCAACCACCGUUCGUAGCAUUUGAAACAACGAUGGGUGAAGUUGUUAUUGAGCUUUACUGGAAACAUGCGCCAAUUACAUGCAGAAAUUUUGCUGAACUUACACGGCGUGGAUAUUACAAUGGAACAAAAUUUCAUCGAGUUAUUCGAGAUUUUAUGGUACAAGGUGGUGAUCCUACUGGAACUGGCAAAGGUGGAGUGUCCAUUUAUGGAGAAUGUUUCGAUGAUGAGGUGCACGAUGAUUUGAAACAUACUGGUGCAGGAGUAGUUUCUAUGGCUAACUCGGGACCAAACACUAAUGGGUCGCAGUUUUUUAUUACAUUGGCACCUACACAAUGGCUUGAUGGAAAACACACCAUUUUUGGUGAGUCAAAUUUUCAUACUUGA